Dissoconium aciculare CBS 342.82 is the source of this 1297-nucleotide messenger RNA. RefSeq names its product hydrolase. The transcript has a single exon. Gene Ontology annotation, molecular function: hydrolase activity. The record is from RefSeq and is a predicted model, not a curated record. NCBI's taxonomy places the organism in Eukaryota, Fungi, Ascomycota, Dothideomycetes, Mycosphaerellales, Dissoconiaceae. The coding region runs from base 199 to 1104 and encodes 301 amino acids.
CCACCGUGUAUGCCAAUCUCAUACUUCACCUUUAUUAUAAGAUACAUUGUCCACUUGCCGACCGUAUCAAUGAUACGGCGAUUUUUCAUUCUUGGUCAGAAACGGUAAGAGCUAAAUCAACUUGCAAAAUACCAUCUUCUCGGCACUUCGCAAGCGAAGAAUUACAUAUCCUUACAAGCAUCCGCGAUCCCAGCCACAAUGGCACCAAGCGAGGAAUCAAAGGCGCUCGCCAAGCUCUUCGCCCUGAUCAAAGAGAAAGUGCCUGAAGACCCCUAUCUGGCCCGAGUCCUUUACGAUCAAGUCCACACAGUAGCCACCGAAGCUCCAGGAGUAAGCUAUGAGAGUGUGACCGUAGCAGGUCGACCGGGCAUCUGGAUUCUCCCCAAAGACGCCUCGCCCAAGCACGCAAUCCUGUUCAUGCACGGCGGCGGUUACACCAUGGGCUCGCCCUGGGGCCACCGAAAGCUUGCGGCUCACUUGGCCAAGGAAGCCAACUGCCGUGCACUCAGCAUUGACUACCGCAAGACGCCAGAGCACCCGUACCCGGCACCGCUGGAUGAUUGUGUAUCGGCGUAUGGAUAUCUGUUGUCCCAGGGCAUUCCGGCAAGCAACAUCGUGACGGCGGGUGACUCGUGUGGAGGUGGCUUGGCCACGACCGUGAUCCUGGCGGCGGUCAAAAAGGGUCUGCCAAUGCCUGCCGCUGCCGUUGCUCUUUCUCCUUGGUACGACAAGGGAUUGUCCGGAGAGUCCAUGAAGACUAAUGCAGAAGUUGACGUGCUGGCUUCGCCUGGCGCCAUGGAAAUGUUGGUCUCGCGCUAUACUGCAGGGAAAGCUGAUAUCAAGGAUCCGCUCAUCAGCCCGAUCUAUGCCGAUCUGAAAGGUUUGCCGCCACACUGGAUCUCCUGCGGUGGUCACGACACAUUACGAGACCAAGGCGUUGAGCUCGCCGAGAAGGCGAAACAGGCGGGUGUAGAAGUUGUGCUCAAGGUGGCGGAGGGACAGCAGCACGUCUUCGAAUUCAUGGUCGGCAACGCUCCUGAAUCGACAGAGUCUGUCGCAAACAUUGGUAAAUGGAUACAGGAAAAGACAGGCAGUGGCGCGUGAACACCGAUGUUGGAACCCAUUAUGGUGUCUCAUUUCUCACUUAUGAUCAUACAGAGGAUGAAAAGCUCCACUCAUACGUGAGCUCAUUAUCUCAACAUAUCCUGGAUGCUUUGGCCUGUGACGUCUUCCAUCUGCUUCAUCCAUCGUAACGUCUCGCGUUCCACUUGACCAUCAUCGUCCUCCUGGAGCUCGU